AUGGCCAUUCUCGCCUGCCCUAUCCAAGAUAACCAAUCUGGACUACAGUUAACCUCUAACAUAACAAGGAGUUAUGAAAUAUCUAAUCUCAGUUCCAUUCUCUUCAAGGCUAGCGUUAAACUACGUGAGGUGAUCGAAGCGUUACCCGGCCAACUAAAUGCUGUUGUCAACGAAGGUGGUACCAACCUCAGCCUCGGUCAGCGCCAGUUGCUUUCUCUAGCUCGAGCUAUUCUGCGUAAUAACAGAAUUCUCGUAAUCGAUGAAGCGACUGCCAACGUGGAUCCUAAGUAA
Molecule: messenger RNA, 291 nt
Organism: Protopolystoma xenopodis
Lineage: Eukaryota; Metazoa; Platyhelminthes; Monogenea; Polystomatidea; Polystomatidae
Source: the annotation of a GenBank genome assembly